Habropoda laboriosa is the source of this 1867-nucleotide messenger RNA. RefSeq names its product neural Wiskott-Aldrich syndrome protein-like. Gene Ontology annotation, molecular function: actin binding; microtubule binding. The record is from RefSeq and is a predicted model, not a curated record. Lineage: Eukaryota; Metazoa; Arthropoda; Insecta; Hymenoptera; Apidae. Gene Ontology annotation, cellular component: actin filament; cytoplasm. Gene Ontology annotation, biological process: actin filament polymerization.
AAUAGCUUUGGUGGGUGGUGAUUGACCAUUUUUAUUCCACGGAUUUCACAUCGAUAUGUCUAUUCAAUUUGCAAAAAUACGUAAAAAUGGAACAGGUUGAUGGUAAAUUAUGAAACAGAAUCUAUUGAUCGAGAGAGAACGUGGUAACAAAUAUCACGGUGUGAUAGCGCGAGGAUCCUAACCUUGUUAAAAAUGAAGUCAGGCACCAUGGACAAACAUAGAGGCUCUACAAUUUUAAAACCGGAAGAAAACGAGCAAGUCUUUCAAUUGAUAGGAAAUCGGUGCCAGUGUUUAGCAGCUGGUAUUAUUCAAUUAUAUUUGACUGAACCACCUUUGCAUAAAGAAUGGAUAAAGAAAACUACAGGUAUUAUAACAUUGAUAAGGGAUAAUCCUAGACGUAGUUUCUUCCUUCGUUUAUAUUGCUUACAAAGAAAAGCAAUGUUAUGGGAACAUGAAGUUUAUAAUGCAAUGGAGUACAAGGCACCAUUAUCAUAUUUUCAUACAUUUGAAGCAGAAGAUUGUAUGGCUGCUUUUAAUUUUGCUAGUGACACAGAUGCUGUAAAUUGAAUUGUUGAAUAUUUUCUUAGGAGCAUUCUUCUUGGCAAGCUGAAUGCCAAACGUCAGAGAAGGAUACAGAGACGGUCUAAAAUGGAAGGUGAAACUCAACAUGGUGCAACAUUACCAUGGAGAAAUCAAAGCAAUACAAAUACAUCACCCAUUGCAUUUAGCACAGGGUCAACCUCUAAUUUAUCAAAUGGAACUCCAAAUACAAUUGGUGUUAAUAGGAGUGCUUCUAGUAGUUCCAUGUAUAAAAGUAAAAAGAAAAAACGAGAUAAAGCUAAGCGAAAAUUAACAAAAGAUGACAUUGGUCCUCCAUCCAAUUUUAGACAUCUUUCACAUAUGGAGUGGAAUGCCAGUAGCAAAGAAUUGGAAUUAGAACAAGUUGAUCCACAUUUAAAAAUGUUUCUUGAUAAGGUUGGUGUGUCAGAACACCAAUUCAGGAAUCAAGACACGCGCAAUUUUAUUUAUGAUUUUAUUGAAAAAAAUGGAGGCAUGAGUGCCAUUAGAGAAGAUAUUUCCUCAUCUAUUCCAAAAACUAAUGUACAACAAUUACAACAGUCACAACAGCAACAACCACCACCAAUAGCACCUCAAAGACAGGAAUAUCCUCCUCCAGUUCCUGCAAGAACAAUACCUCAUCAAACCAGAAUUGCUCCACCACUACCUCCAAAUCGAUUUAAUGCACCUUCAACACCACCAAGUGCACCACCUAAUGCACCACCAGUUCAUAGAACAUUGCCAAGUCGACCACCACCACCUUCUUUAACUUCUGCUCCAUCACUACCACCACCUCCACCCCCACCUCCUCCACCACCACCACCAGCACCAGCUCCAGUUCCACGCUCCAGAAGUAACUCAACUGCACCUGUUCCACCUCCACCACCGUUGCCUAAUCUACUCAACACUGAUGAUGGAACUGUCAACAUAAGUUCUUCCAAUAAUAAUAAUACUAGUAAUAACAAUAAUAACGAAGACAUUGCUGACCUUAGGUCAACGCUCAUGGAAUCUAUAAGGAGUGGCACUAUACUUAGAAAAAUUGAUAAGUCUGAAACAAAACAAGCUCCCCCUGUUGGAGAUUCUAGAAAUGCUUUAUUGGAGCAAAUUCGUCAGGGAGUUGAAUUAAGGCCUGUUUCGAAUGAGGUAAAAAGUAAAACACCAGUAUUUCAAGGUGGAUUAGCUAGUGCUUUAUCGAGGGCUCUUGCUGAGCGAUCAAGUGCAAUCCAUAGUGAAAGUGAUGAAUCGACUAGUGAAACCAGCGACGAUGAUGAAUGGGAUGAUUAACUCAGAUGAAGUAUACAACUCGAGG